Molecule: messenger RNA, 1661 nt
Organism: Actinia tenebrosa (Australian red waratah sea anemone)
Lineage: Eukaryota; Metazoa; Cnidaria; Anthozoa; Actiniaria; Actiniidae
Cellular component (GO): extracellular region
Molecular function (GO): chitin binding
Source: RefSeq, a predicted model, not a curated record
CAGAGCGAAUUUGGCGGCGAUUUUUUUUCAAAGUCGCUCAGUCUCAUUUCGACCCAAUAUGAAAACAUUUUUUUAAAUAUUUACGUAUCUUGUAACAAAUGUAUCUUCGAUUAUGUUGGUGUAUUGAAAUCUUGAUUUUCACUAGAGCCGUUUUGAAUAAAACAUGAGUAAACUGAAUCUCUCGACCAAUGACAAUUAUCUAAUUGUGGGAUCUCUGUUAUCCAGUUGAAAAAUUCACCUGCUCUUUAGGGACAACUUUCUAGAAGAAAAAUCACUYGUAUUCCGACAACGAUGUUGUUUCAUACUGUUGAUCGACUUCUUAAGCAUCGUUCUUAUUCCAAUCGAGCUGUUUUUGGCGUCGUUUUUCUGACUCUUCUUGCCAUUUCCCAUCGCAAUACUGGUGCAAAUGGUGAGUGUGUGUCGAAAAAGUCCCAAUGGGGAUACACUCUGGAAGGUUCUGCUUACGAUUCGUCACCGGCAGACAACUACCCCACAUGUCUUUUAAGAUGCUUAACUGACAACACUCGCUGCAAGAGCCUCAGCUAUGAUCUUGCCGCCAAAACCUGUGAACUGAGUGUUUAUAGCCGCUGGAACAAGCAAUGGGCGUACAAGCCAAAGACGAACAGCAUCUACAUGGAAAUGCUUGGAGUAGUGGAGGUCUAUAGUAAUGUUACCGAACAAUCCAGCACUCCGCCCCCAACAAUGGCUGCAGGCGCAGCUGGUGAGCCAUUCAAUGCAGAAACGUUCUGUGCUGGGAAGGAAGACGGAGACUACUCCCAUCCAACCGACUGCAAUCAGUAUGUGACUUGCAGCACUGCAAGCAAAAUCGCAAGACCAUGUGGUGUGGGUAUGAACUUUCAUCCAAAAAACAAAGUUUGCGAUCACGCUAGUAACGUUGUUUGCCCAUGAAUAUGCAUCACGAUAAAUUCUAGUAAAGUAGAACCGCUUCUAUUAAGCGGUCACCUAGUAAACGGCCAACCUCUUUUAAGCGGUCACCUAGUAAAUGGUCAACCUCUAUUAAGCGGUCACCUAGUAAACGGCCAACCUCUUUUAAGCGGUCACCUAGUAAAUGGUCAACCUCUAUUAAGCGGUCACCUAGUAAACAGCCAGCUUUUUUUUAGCAGUCAAAUAGUAAAUGGCCAAAAAAGUCUUUUUUAGCGGAUAGUUGGCAAAGUCCCUAAGAGGGUUUUCGCAGUAAUUUAUACCUCUUUUUAGCGCCCAAUCCCUGUUGGUUGGUUACUUGACAAUUCCCGAUGGUGGUCGGUUAAUAGAGGUUCUACAGUUAAGCAAUCCCCAUAGYAUCUGGCUAAAGAAACUUUCACUGAAUGGAAUAUUAGCUAACCACAUGUUUAAUUAAACACGAAAUAGCUGACGAAGUAGAAAAAUGAAAUAAUUUCAAUUCUGAAUGUAAACAGGACAACAUUACUAAACUCGCUGCUAAACACCUACUAAAAAGUUUAACAAUUUUUCUUAUGUUAUUCAAGACUCAUUUUCUAUAAGAAAGGCCAAUAAAGCAAARACAUCCAAUUGACAAGAGUUACGUAAUCGUGCAACUUACCUUUAUAAACCAUGGCACACAAAAAAAUUAUAGAAAUUGUGGUAGAAACAGUUAAAUGUUAAUAGAAUUUAGGAAGCAUCUUCAAAUUAAAUCAUAAAACACA